Molecule: messenger RNA, 1159 nt
Organism: Octopus sinensis (East Asian common octopus)
Lineage: Eukaryota; Metazoa; Mollusca; Cephalopoda; Octopoda; Octopodidae
Product: ATP-binding cassette sub-family C member 8-like
Exons: 7
Coding region: 1-906 (301 amino acids)
Biological process (GO): transmembrane transport
Cellular component (GO): membrane
Molecular function (GO): ATPase-coupled transmembrane transporter activity; ATP hydrolysis activity; ATP binding
Source: RefSeq, a predicted model, not a curated record
AUGUUGGAAACAUGCAACAUUAUUUGUAAGAGCAAAACUAAGACAUUUGAGUUGAAACAUUUGACUGUCUUAUCAUCAGAAGGCAAUACAGUUGUAUGUGCUGUGCAAGUUGAUUGCAUUGAGGUACCUGAGUCUUGGCCAGAUGUUGGUGACAUUGAAUUUCAACAUAUUGCCUUAAACUAUGAUCCUGAACAGAGCCCCACUGUUAUGGAUGCCACUUUUACUAUAAAAGAUGCGGAAAAGGUGGCCUUCUGUGGACAUGCUGGGAGUGGGCGAUCAUCUCUCAUCUUAUCCUUAUUCAAGAUGAUCCAUGUACAUGAAGGAAAGAUCUUGAUAAACUAUCAGGACAUAUCAGUUGUGCCGUCCCAAGUUCUGAGAUCUCGUCUUUCCAUUGUACCCCACGACCCAAUCAUGUUUGACGGAACAGUCAGGUUCAAUCUCGAUCCAGAAGGCAUAUAUAAAGAUCCAGAGAUUUGGGAAGCUUUGAAUGCAGUUCAAAUGAAAAGCACAGUUCAAGAGCUUCCCCAUAAACUGGAAACUGUUGUCCUCCAUGAAGGCAAGGAAUUUACUAUUGGACAAAGACAGCUUUUCUGUUUUGCUCGAGCUUAUAUGAGAGACAGUAAAAUAGUUAUUGUGGAGCAGGAACACACUAACGAUGAUGCCUUGAUGGAGGAAACCAUUCAGGACCUCAUCCGCACUGUGUUCAGGGAUUCCACCGUUCUUGUGACUUUGCAUCAUCUGACUCAUCUAAAUGAUUAUGACCGUGUUAUGGUAUUAGAUCAAGGUAGAAUUGUGGAAUUUGAUAAAGCUUCUGAAUUAUUAAUGAAUGAAAACAGCAUGUUAGCAGCAUUGGUACGAGAAAGCCAGCUGAAACGGCCCAACAAAGUAGUCAUCACUAUUUCUUGAACCAUUCACAUCAUAAUCACUGGUUAACAUUCAUCUUUAUAAUACAGAUGUGCUCAGAAGAUUCUGGUUACAGCCAUCUGCAUAUCAUUCAGAUAAUGAAUCUAAAACUUAUUUUCAAAACACUAUUAAAGAUUUUAAACAAUCCAGAUUUAGAUUCAUUAGAUUAUAUUGUAUAUGUAGGUGUUUUUUUAAAUGUGAAUUUGAAUGUAUAUACAUACAUUAUACACACACACACACACGCACACAGACAUUA